AAAGCAAAGAUAUUAAGGAAACAUGCAAGGGGAUGCAGCCAAGACAAGGAAUUACUACGAUAAAAUAUACUACAGCUUCAUCACCCUCCCACCUAUUAAAGCCCGCCCAACAAGCUAUUUCUCAUUGGCUAACCGUGAAGCCUAUGCUUACUGUCUAUUUGCUACAUUUCCUGCCAGUAUCUUGUCGUCACCCCAGGAGACGUGAGACAGAUCCGUAGGAGGUUUACUAUAGGUUGAAAAGGCAGUGUGUGUUACAAUGAGGAAAAGGGAGACGCGAUUAAAAUGAAUGUGUAAAUAAAGUCAAGCCGAUUUCGUGCAGACAUGAGGUAUACUACAUACGCGUUUUUCGGCUUUGCUCUUGGGGUUUUGCUCGUGGGGUUGCGGGAACUGUUGUUUGGUUUCGAGGAGAACCGAUGUAGCAUGACAUACAUGUUCGAGUACCCAGAAUACCGACGCGUGCAGCUCCCGCGGAGGGUCGCGCGCCAGUAUCCAUCAUACGGGCUCUAUCUGUAUGGAGAGGGCGCGUAUGCACAGGAGACCAAAGGACUCAAACUCACGGGCGCUCCUGUGCUUUUUCUGCCCGGCAAUGCAGGAAGCUACAAGCAAGCUCGAUCUCUCGGUUCAGUGGCAUUAAGGAAAGCUGAGGACCUGGACAGACAGAUCCAAAUGAACGUCUUUACCAUUGAUUUUAAUGAGGAGCUAGUGGCUCUGUACGGGGGCAGCCUGCGGAGACAGACUCACUUUCUUCACGAGUGCAUCAAAGCUGUCUUGCGCCUUUACAAGGACCAGCCUGACCCCCCAACAAGCGUUGUUUUGGUGGGUCACUCUAUGGGUGGAGUGGUGGCAAGAGCAUUGUUCACCCUGCCACGCUUCAACCCACAUCUGGUUGGUCUCAUUAUCACCCAGGCCUCCCCGCACCAGGCACCUGUGCUGUCUUUGGACCCUUAUAUACUGCAGUUUUAUACUACAGUCAGUAAGCGCUGGGCAACAGAUGCUGAAAAUUUUCGGAAUGUAACUGUUCUCUCUGUGGGUGGAGGUCAUCGGGACUACCAGGUGCGCUCAGGUUUGACUGCGCUGUCCUGUCCCAUUGAUGACCUCAAUAAAAUGUCUAUAGUGGUAACUGCAGUUCCUAGGACUUGGGUUUCUACAGAUCAUCUCUCCAUUGUUUGGUGCAAGGAGCUGGUUCUGGCCACAGUCAGGUCAUUUUUUGACCUUAUUGAACCUGAAACAGGCCAGUUCACAGAUGAUCCAGAGAAGCGAAUGUCCGUGCUAAACUAUCACUUCUUCAGACAUCCAGUACAGCAGCCUGGCGAAAGACAACAUGACCCUGUCACUUUCUCAGCUCCUCCCGAGGCAUGGAUGGAGGUCAACACGCUCCGUCUGUUCUAUAGUGCUCCCAAGGAAGCUGAAGUCAAGUACUUCCUGUUCGCUCUCUCCAGUCGAAGGAAAGCCUACAGUCAUUUCCACUGCCGCAGUAAUAAUAUGGAAAUGUCUAGUUGGCUGUAUGGCUGCACUCAGAUCAGUGGUUCUGUUUGUGUGCAGGCAGUAGAUCUGUCAUCUGGGACAGAACUUCUUCCAGCCUAUAAGGCUGUUACAGCUAAGAUCAGUGAGCUCUCUCAUGUGUCCCAUCUCAUCAUUGAUGCAUCUAACCCUGGUGGAGAGCAGUUUACGGUGGAGUGUGAGCUUCAGAGAGAGGAGAGCUUUUCUGUCACCGUGCAGAUGCCUCAUGUCCUGUCCUUUGGUUUGACUGUCAGUGACAUUAGCAUUAACUCAUCCGGGCUGCUCCAUACACUGCAGUUACAAGACUUUCACCAGGUUUAUCAGGCGUUCAGAAUCACAGUCGUGAGUGACUGCAAGUCUACUAAAGACAGACUACCCAGCGUGUACAGACUGAGUGUGCCUUGGUUUCGUGAAGACUCCUUUACCACAGCAAGUAUUCCAUCAGUAAGUGAGAUAUAUGGCAUGCUUCACACCAGCCGCCCAGACAACACCUCCAGUGCCCUUCUGCAGCUCCACACUGCCCCAAACUGCCAGUAUAAGGUGUCUUUUCGGACUUCCGUUCCCAAAGUGCUUGGGCAGAUCCUGCGUUUCUGUGGCCCGACGCUGCCUGUCUAUACAGCCGUAGUGCUUCUUCUGAUGAUCAGGGCUCAACUGAGCUCUGUGAAAAAGUCAGGACGUCCUGUUGGAAUGCAAGAGGCGAUGAGUAAAUCCUUACAGCUGCACACACUGGAACUGCCUGUCCUGCUACUGAUGCUGUUGCUCAGGCAGAGCUGGUUUCGGGAUAUCUGGUUCUCUUUGGGUCUCCCAGGGGUGGAUAGUCUUCCAUUAAACCCUACUUGGGACUUAUCUCAAGAUGUAAAACCAUCUGAACAGGAAUGGCCACGUCUGGUGUCCCCACUGCUCUGUGUGCUAGGUGCAGCUAUUGCAUUCUGGGGCAGCACAAUCCUUAGAGUUUUUGUCCGUUUUCUGUCCUUUGUGCUUGCUCCAAUGCACAGACCUUUAGUGUCACGAGACUGUGGCACCAUUCGUCUUCGAACUCAGAUUCUCCUGAUGGUGUGUUUGAGUGCAUUGGGUGGUGUCACCUGUGGUGCUCUGGCUCUUAUGAUCUCCACUCUCCUCCACUUUUACAGGGUUCUUAGAUUACAGAUGGCAGAGAGAUCACUGAGUCAUGUAUUGAAUCUGGCGCCCCAGAAGGUUUCUCAAAACUCUGAAAAUGGGUUUCACAGCAAUGAUUGUCAGAGUAAAGGCAAAGAAUGUAACGGCACACCUUUGCUGUCAGAAUCACUGCUACAAGAUGUGAGAGAUGAUCUGGAGCUCCACCUUAGCCUGUCCACACUGCUUACCCUUCCCAUGAUGCUCUGCGCACCUUCCCUUAUCCACUGGAAUCGCAAUCUCAGAUAUUGUGUUCAUCUGGAUCCUGACCCCUGCUGGCCUCACACGCUGCCCUUGCUCUUGAGCUCUGUACUGCUCAUCAACUAUAACACACAUACACUCCUCCACAGCAGGUUGAUGCUGAAUCUGACGACACGUCUGCUGUUGCCUCUGUGUGUGGGCAUGCUGGCUUUCUGUCCCCUGCAUAUUUAUCGGGUCACUCACUUCCUGUCUUCAGCUUUGACCCUUUUGGUCUCUUCUUGUUAUUUUUGACCUCCUCACAAACCUUAGAUUAAAACCAGACCAAGGAUUCGUGAAACUCCAGACAGCCUUAGAACCUUGUGUGCAUUCAGUGGGGUCACACGGGUGACAUCACUGGACCAGCAAAUCUCAAGUCAUGUGAUUUGUUGUGACCAGCCCUUCUGGAGUCAUGUGAUUUGUUGUGUGUUGUCAUUUGUGGCUUCUCAACAGGGUAUUUCCUUUUUAAAUCCCGUAUGUUCGUAUUAAUGAACAAUGUUGUUCAUUAGGCUAAUUUCCCAGACAAAAUUAAGACUAGUCCUGAAUUUUGAGAACAGCGUUCAGUGAUAGUUGUUUUUAGAUUAAGAUUAGAUUUAAUACAUGUAUGGGAAAUUAGCGUCUGUAUGUGUUUAAUGGGUUUGGAGGGGUUGAACUAAAUCCAUCAGAUUUAGUUGUAAUGCCACAAGUCAACAUGAGACUAAUAAUCCCGGUUUACUUUACUCGCACAGAUUCCUGGUGCGUCUUUCAACAGUGUCUGUUAUUUUGAAUGUCCAUUGAGUUUAAGGAGUGAAGUUGUCCUACACAAUUGACUGUAAACUCACAUUCAGAAAGUUCACAAUUCAAAAAAUGCUAAUCUUUAAUGUUGUUACUGAGGAAUAUUCAGAAAUUACGUCACAUUAGAAAAGUAGAAGGGGUUGUGAUUUCUGUUCCAUGUUGACUUUGUUGUAGGGAUGUCAAACAAUUAAACGCAACCAGAAUAAAAGUUUGUGCUAACAUAUUAUGUUUGUUUACUGUGCAAAUUCAUAAACCCAACCUAUUUACAUGUAUUCAUUUAUAUUUACCAAUAAUUUAAAUGAAAAAUAAAUGUUUAUUCACUUUUAUAUUUUAUAAAUGCAAAAAUAAUAUGCUCAGUACACAGAGAUAUAUUAUUAUAAACAUAAUCUUUUAUUCUGGAUGCGAUAAAUCGUGAUUAAUCGUUUGACAGCCCUACUUUUUAGCUAAUAAAAACAGCUUUAAAUGUUCAUUCAGCUUGUGCAUUUGUCUGGCUACAUCUCUCUACCUGUUUUUUCAAUCGGUCAAUUCUGCCUUAAACUAUUUUAUUUACUAUUCGUGUUUAAUUUUAUUGUAUUUUUCAGUGGAGAUGUACCUCUCUGACCGAUCAGUUCCUAUACUAACCCCCCUGUUGCACAUUUAGUCAAAACCAAGUAUGACAGCUAACCACCAACAUAACAUACCGUCUGGAGAUGUUAUAUGUUUUGUAUGUGGAUUGACAAGCAAUAUAAUUUUUAUAUCCACAUCAUUUUAGACAAUAAUUGAUGUUAAAACAUCACAUUGUCUCGCAACAUAAGGCGAGGUAUUACAAUCACUGCCACAAUCUCGGUUGCCACAACUCUACUUGCUGUUUGUAUUCCUGCUUCCUCAUCCGAUCUGCUCAAUACUUUAGAGCUGAUCCAAUGUAAUUUGUCAUCGUGUGGAAUGGAGGAAUGGUGCCUUUCUUGUUAUAUGCACCUGCAUCUCUGAUACCAUUUCAAAAAGCUUCUUGUCAUCCUAGCAAUCCGGUAUGUCUAUUACGUUUGGCUAUAUCCUACUCUCACAGGCUUUUUUUUCACCAAAACAGGCUUGUCAUCUUCACGGUGAGUGUACUUCAGUAAGUGUCUCUGUGGGUUUUUAAGAUUUUUGCGAAUGAGAAAUGACUGGUCAGGUGUUGUGAUUGCUGGGGUCUUGCUUGGCCUCAUUCUCAAUUUGAGCGUUUUGUGGCAAAAUGUGCUGCUUUUUUCUUCUCGUAAUGAUUAUGAUUGUUUUCAUUGAUGUUCACUGUGAUGUGCCACAAUAUUUUGAGGCCGGGAUCUGAUUAUGUCGGCUGAUCCAGGAUCAGGUCCUGGUCGUGAUUUCUUUCAAACUGAAGUGAAACUGAUUCAACAGCAGCUCUUUAUCCCUCCCAUUGACGGCAAUGUUUGUACUGAUGACUCUAUCUUUUGAAUAGAGAUGUCUCUACAGUGAGUGAUAAUAUUUGUUGAUAGAAGUUGGACACUUGCAGUGACAUUACAAGAAUACAGUUUUUUUAUAGAGGUGGAUUUGAAGACUGGAAACAACAUGUAUGCUGUUAUAUAUAGCUUGUUUCGCUUAACUAGAAAGGAAGCAGAUGUAAAACCGAACACCUCAAUUCAGCUGUAACCGGCCAUCUGGAAAAAAUAUAUAUAAUUGGGGGAACAAAAGCCUGUGUAUACCACAGUCGUAUUGUGUAUUUGGGAAUCAAAUACAAUAUUUCUGUUUGUAUUUGGGUGUAGCUUGUGACAGGCCUCAAUUUAGCUGUGAGUUUUAUAGGAUGCAUCUCACUGCCUCAUAAACCUAAAUGCUGUUGUUCUUUAAGAUUGUUCAGUCAAAACAAUAGCGCUGUUCACUGUUAUAUUUUGUAAAACAAAUCUAAAGAAAUGUAUAAAACAAAUGAAUAAACUUAACAUUAAUUUUGUAUUUGUUAAUAUUAGUACAUGCAUUAACUAACAUUUACUAACAAUGACCAAUGUAGGGUUUUCAGAAUGAAUUAACGGUUAUUAGUGUUAUUGCCCAUAUCAUAAUUAAUGUUAGUUCAUGAUGCAUUAACUAAUUGUAGCAGUUUUGACUUUAAAAAUGAAUUGGUAAAUUAUGAAAUUAACAUGAACUAAGAUUAAUAAAUAAUCUGAAAGUAGUGUUCAUUAGUUCAUGUUAGCUAAUGCUUUUAUUUGUUUACAAAUACAACCUUACUGUAAAGUGUUACCAAUGUAUUAUAAAUAUCUACAGCCACGAAAAAUUAGAGAUCAUUCCAAAUUUUCAUUUCAAAUAGUUUACACUGUAAAAUAAUUAGCUGUAUGUAUUUUAUUUGCUGCCGAUAAUUUACUGUAGAUGUAUAUAAAUGUCAGUAAGUUGAAUAAAUGUAUAUCUACAGUAAGUUACUGGCAACUAGUUUAGAGUUUAGAUUUUGGUUAGUUUUUUGUUGUGGCCAGUCGAGUCCAGUGUCUGUUGAAUUUUAACUAAAUCGAACCUCAUGAACUAUAUAAAGUCAUCCAACAGCAAUGUGAAAGACUGACAGUAUGAAAACACACAUGAAAACUGUGAUGGUUAUAAAUCGUUUUGCUAAUUGCAAAUACUACAGUUUUAUUGCUUAAAAGUGAAUAUGAACUUGUUUUCUUUGCAGCUUUUAAGGGUCUGAAAAAUACAUAACAUAAUUUCUGCUAUUUCGACCUGUUUCUAAUUUUUUUAAAUAGAAACAAUAUUUUCACAAAAAAAAAACAUUUUAGCUAAAGUAAAUUCAGAAAAACUGUAAAUAAUUUUGAAAUGAUCUCUUAAUUUUUCCACAGCUGUGUAUUGUAAAGAGGUAACAUGUUUAAUGAGUAUAUAAAAGAUCUUAUGGUUGUAGGGUUAUAGUAAGAGUUAUUUGUAUUGCAAGACGGAUUUUAUCAGUAAAUGGCCUAAUUAAACUCUUUUGCAGUGUCGUAAUGUUUUCAUGGUUACAGAUGUUUACUUGGAGAUGUAAUUGAUACAAGUUGAUAAAAGUGCUGUUUUGCUUGGUGCUUUUAUAAUGAUCAUAUUUUAAGUGUGGGUACAGUAAAUACCAAAACUGUAUAAACUUAUUUUGUAAUGACUUUGUGUUGAACACGGUCUAAAAACACAUAUGUAUAUUAGUACUUUGAUUGGCCUUCAGGCUAAAUGAACAUAAGUGGCUGGGAAAAGUGCUUCUGUGAUUGGUUGUGAUCAACGUUGUCUUAAUGUGGUUGUGAGGACAGCUCAUAUUCCAGAAAUAAGCAGCAUAUGUCAUUAUUAGUGUCAGAGGUGUUGUGCACUUGUUUUGUAAUUAAAAUGUGCAGGAUAACAAUGUAAUUGCCUAUUUGAAAUUACAAAGUGAACACUCAGGUUUGUAAAGUGUUGUAAAACCAGUGGCUUUCAGUGUUUAUAUACAUGACCAUUUACACUAAUGUUAUUUUAUUCAAAAAUAUGUGCAGUUUUUGUGCACUUAUGCUGUCCCAAUAAAUUGUUUACUGGGAGUUUCUCGUUUCUUAA
This is a messenger RNA of Triplophysa dalaica, 7143 nucleotides long. It is a transcript of the gene pgap1, whose product is annotated as post-GPI attachment to proteins inositol deacylase 1. Gene Ontology annotation, molecular function: phosphatidylinositol deacylase activity. The record is from RefSeq and is a predicted model, not a curated record. Lineage: Eukaryota; Metazoa; Chordata; Actinopteri; Cypriniformes; Nemacheilidae. Gene Ontology annotation, cellular component: endoplasmic reticulum. The transcript is spliced from 26 exons. Bases 322 to 3144 code for a protein of 940 amino acids. Gene Ontology annotation, biological process: endoplasmic reticulum to Golgi vesicle-mediated transport; GPI anchor metabolic process.